AUGACUACUGAAGCCUCCGCCAGACCUCGUGUCUUUUUUGACAUUUCCAUUGGCGGCAAAGCUGCCGGCCGCAUUACAAUGGAACUUUAUUCCGACUUGGUUCCCAAGACGGUUGAGAACUUCAGGUGUCUCUGCACAGGUGAGAAGGGCAACGGCAAGUCUGGGAAGCCCCUGCACUACAAGGGCUCCGCCUUUCACCGAGUGAUUAAGCAGUUCAUGAUUCAGGGUGGUGACUUUACUGCUGGCGACGGCACUGGGGGCGAGUCUAUCUACGGCAGCAAAUUUGAAGACGAAGCCUUCCCUCUGAAGCAUGAGAAACCCUUCCUCCUCUCCAUGGCCAAUGCUGGUCCCAAUACCAAUGGUUCCCAGUUCUUCAUUACCACCGUCCCUACUCCCCACCUUGACGGCAAGCAUGUUGUGUUUGGUGAAGUUUUGAACGGGAAAUCUCUUGUUCGCCAGAUCGAGAACCUCAAGACGGAGUCCGGUGACAAGCCCGUCAAGGAGGCCCUCAUUGCCGACUGCGGUGAACUUACCGGCGAGGAGGCUCAGAAAGCCGAUGUCAAGCAGCCUGAUGCCAUGGGCGAUCCCCACGAGGAUUACCCCGAGGACUGCAAUACCGAACUCGACGCCAAGACCAUUCUCAAGAUCGCCACUGACUGCAAGGACUUUGGAAACAAGGCCUUCAAGGCCGGCAGCCUCAACGUAGCCAUAGAAAAGUACGAAAAGGGCCUCCGGUACCUCAACGAGGACCCGGACCUGGACAACGAACCCGCCUCCACCAAGCAAAGCCUUGACGCUCUCCGAUUCUCGCUGAACAACAACUCGGCUCUGCUCAGCGUCAAGCUCGAAUCCUGGGACGACGCUAUCCGCCACGCCACCUCUGCCCUCAACGUGCCCGGUGCCUCUGACGCUGACCGUGCCAAGGCUUUGUAUCGUCGUGGUGUGGCUCACGUACGCGCCAAGGACGAGGAGGCUGCUCUCAAGGAUCUCGAAGAGGCAAGCAACUUGGCCCCCAAUGAUGCCAUGGUCGCCAAGGAACUUGCCUCUGUCAAGACCAAGGCUACCGCGAGAGCGGCGAAGGAGAAGGCUGCAUUUAAGAAAUUCUUCUCGUGA
Messenger RNA from Metarhizium brunneum ARSEF 3297, 1113 nucleotides. RefSeq names its product Peptidyl-prolyl cis-trans isomerase D (gene CPR6). Gene Ontology annotation, biological process: protein folding; protein peptidyl-prolyl isomerization. Gene Ontology annotation, molecular function: protein binding; peptidyl-prolyl cis-trans isomerase activity. NCBI's taxonomy places the organism in Eukaryota, Fungi, Ascomycota, Sordariomycetes, Hypocreales, Clavicipitaceae. The record is from RefSeq and is a predicted model, not a curated record.